CGAUAAACUCUAGUAAGCUCAACAAUUGUGCCAUUGCUAUCACAGCUACACUUCAGAACAGCAUAGCAGAAAGAUAUAAUGGCUGGCCUUCUUUCCUCCUUGUUGCUCCUCUCCCUCUUCUUUUCAAUGGGGCAGCUACAACUGCAGUAUCCAGUGGGUGACAUUCGCAAUUGUCCUUUCAAUCAGUUGCGGGAUCCCAAUAUGUCCCUACUCACCAUGGAUGCACUCCCUGGCCUUGGUUUUGAUAAUCUUCGCAACCUUGACACUGGAAGGAUAUUCAGUAUCAAGUAUACAGACUGUCAGAUAUCAGGUGAUGGCCAGUAUCUCCUCCCUGAUAAUAUAUUCCUCAUCCCAAUACUAAACAGUGAGGUAGACUACUCUGCUGAAAUAUUUGAGCACUUUGAUGACUGGAAAUCAACUACUGCUACUUCCAUUAACGUCGAAGCUAAAUAUGGGAGUGCUUUCUCAAAAGUCAGUGGCAAGUUUUCAACUGAUUAUCAAGAUACUAAGACUAAAAUGGUCAAUAGCAAGUCUCGCUCGGUAAGGGUUGGCCUUCGCCAUCACUUGUAUUCGGCUCAUGUUAAUCCUGAUGCUGAACUCCAUCCGUCCUUCAAAUCCCGGGUCCUAGAGAUUGCUGCCAACAUACAGAACAACAACACAAGAGUAGCUCAUUAUCUUACUGAUCUCUUGAUACGCGACUAUGGCACUCAUGUCGUUAACAGCAUUAAUCUUGGUGCUUCACUUUAUCAGACUACGUUUCUUCUCAAGAGUUCCUCCCAAACUACAGAGAGCACUCAAUUGAAUAUAUCGGCUUCAGCUUCUGCUAGUUUCUUUAGCUCGUUCUCCAUCACUACCAACUUUAAGUUUUCUAAAAGUCACGUUGAUACUGAAGGGUUCAGCAGUUCAACGACUCAUUCACAUGUAUCCACUCACGGUGGACCUCCUUUCAAGCUAGGCAAUUUCUCUUAUACUGAUUGGGAGGAUGGCUUGCUUGAUCAUCUUGUUGCUAUUGAUCGUCGCGGUGAACCGAUUUACACUGCCAUAAGUACAUCGAAUCUACCCGAACUCCCUGAUAUAUUGCUACUGGAAACAAUACAGUAUAUCUACAAGUCUGUUAAUAAAUAUUACAAAAUCAACACGCACUACGGUUGCACAGAUCCGGACUCGGCAAAUUUCAAUUUUCAAGCAAACCUUGACGAUAACUCUUGCUCCAUGAUAAGGCAGAACCACAGCUUUGGUGGAAUAUUUCAAACGUGUGUCAACUAUGAUGAUUAUGACGUGUGCAAUGAAUUGUCAUUGGAGCAUCAUAAUCCACUGACAGAGGAUUUCUCCUGCCCCACUGGCUACAAGCCAAUACUGCUCCACACUGAUGCUGCCACUACGUCGUACAUAGAGAAUGACUGCAAGAGGCACUGUGGAUUCUUGCACAUUAGCUGUCACUAUAAUUGUAAUAAGAGAACUAUCAUUAAGCAUGCAACCUAUCAUGCUUAUUGGUGUGUUUUUCCUCCUAAGGCAACAGUCCCUUCUGAUUCUGGGUAUGUAUUUGGUGGUGUGUACACAUCAAAGGAGCAAAACCCACUCACUGGUGCUAGGUCAUGCCCCAUGUUUUUCUAUCCGCUAAACUUUGGCAAGGACAUCAGUGUCUGUGUUAGUAAUGACAUUGAAGCUGAGAGCUUGGGUAUACCGUUUGGUGGGUUUGAGAGCUGUCAGACAGGCAACCCUUUGGCAUCCUCCACUAAUCAGUUUGCUGCAGGUAUAUACCCUCACAGCUGUCCUGUUAAAUACAACCAGUUCUUGGCAGCAGUUGAUCAAGGAUGCAUCAUCAAUUACUGCUCUGUGGUGGAAGCAUUUAAAAAGCAACUGCCACAUCCUCCUCGCUUGCCUCCUUAUAAAGUCAAAGCUGAUCUCUCUAUCAAUGUUAGCAACACUCUUGCCAUCACUGGACCAUAUGGAUCACUGUGGGUCAAAGAAUCGGAUGGAACUUGGACCAAGUAUACUAAAGGACAGUACACAUCUGGUGCAUCGUAUCUUGAAUCACUGAGUAGCAAUGGUCAAACAGUGGAUCCUAUUACUGGUAAUGUUGAAUCAAAAAGUACAAGCAGAGCAGUCAUUGCUGGUCUUAUCAUUGGUACCAUCAUUAGCACACUUCUCACCAUCGCUUUUAUUGCAUUUAUUGUUUUCGGUAUACGAAAAUGGAGAUCCAAGAGGAAGCAAAAAAGUAAGAAGUCUUCUCAAAGGUACAUGGAUCUUGAGGACACAUUUGAGUCUACUACUGAAGUGGAGGAUAGUCAGCCACAGCAGUCAAAGGAUGAUCCUUUAAUUCGUGAACUAACCCUGAGGAUCCAAAAAUAAUUGAAUUUUGAACACAUCAAUUAGUUUAUCUAAAAAUGCAAUGUAGAUCUAGAUCUACACUUGUGUGUGUGUGUAAAUGUGUGUUUUAAAUGUGUAGUGUAAUUAGAAAACAAGGACAAAAAUCUUAUAGAGCUACCGGAAAUAAUAAGAAUGAGAAGUGGGCUGGGCUUGGAAGCUCAUUUGUUCGUAGGCCGUAUUAGCUUGUUGAUUCUCGUCUGCUCUCGCCUGUUUAUAAUUAUAGCCUGGAUUGUAGUGUCUAUGAUCUAUGGCAGCACCAAAACCUGAAGCUGGCUCUAUUCAAGGAGAGGUCUUCUCUGAUAUAAUCCAGUCUUAUAUUACGCCGACAAAGGGAAGGGAGCUAAAGAUUGUGGUUGUGGGAGAGGCAGGGCAAGGGAAAUCUACCCUCAUCAAUGGACUCCUUGGGAAAGAAGUGGCAAACGAAGGAGAUCAGUUCGAUGCUGGUACUGCUGAAAUCAAGUAUUAUAAUUUAAAUCAGAAUGGGAUAUCGGUCAAAAUAUGGGAUACUCCAGGGUUUGGGUUUGGAAGUGAGGAAGAAGACCAGAAGAUGGUGGAACAGCUCCGUCGCAGUGAUUGCUUUCCUCACGAUUUGGCUUUGUUUUGUUUUAGGAUGGAUGGCACCAGGUUUCCAACAAGAGUUCACACCACCACUGUGAAAA
Messenger RNA from Amphimedon queenslandica, 3029 nucleotides. RefSeq names its product macrophage-expressed gene 1 protein-like. The transcript has a single exon. Lineage: Eukaryota; Metazoa; Porifera; Demospongiae; Haplosclerida; Niphatidae. The record is from RefSeq and is a predicted model, not a curated record. Bases 79 to 2352 code for a protein of 757 amino acids.